This is a messenger RNA of Parastagonospora nodorum SN15, 414 nucleotides long. RefSeq lists its product as hypothetical. The record is from RefSeq and is a predicted model, not a curated record. The coding region runs from base 1 to 414 and encodes 137 amino acids. NCBI's taxonomy places the organism in Eukaryota, Fungi, Ascomycota, Dothideomycetes, Pleosporales, Phaeosphaeriaceae. The transcript is spliced from 2 exons.
AUGGAUACUUUCAAAUCUUCCACCACGACCACGAUCGAACGACCCAACGACAAAAGACUGCGCAUGCCCUGGGGCAAGAAAACUAUAUCCCUAAAGAAUUCUGUCCUCUUCAACAAGCCAAAUCACAGUGAGGAAUGGCACCAGGCCAUCGACGCAGCUGCAGGUGUCUUGCACCCCUCAGACCCGAAGUUUCCCUACGGCCUUCUCCGCGAACAGACAGAGGCAAGAUCAGCCAGCCGGAACGCAGAUAUACGUCUCGCGAUACUGAUUACCUCGCACGAAGCGAGAGAUGUUGCUGUUGCUGCCGCAGCCCACGCGAUCACUGCAAAGAGCCUGAGAGCACUACUUCAUGCCGACCUCAACGUGAUGCAAGGAAAGUUACUGGGGCUUGAAAGAUGUGGCUACAGUGUCUGA